Messenger RNA from Botrytis fragariae, 600 nucleotides. RefSeq lists its product as uncharacterized. The transcript is spliced from 2 exons. Bases 1 to 600 code for a protein of 199 amino acids. The record is from RefSeq and is a predicted model, not a curated record. NCBI's taxonomy places the organism in Eukaryota, Fungi, Ascomycota, Leotiomycetes, Helotiales, Sclerotiniaceae.
AUGGAUACCAAGACACCCACCGCCAGCCUCGUCGAGAGGUAUCAGAAACAAGUUCUUGAUGGCAUUACAGUGGUCAAUGAGAAACUCUUUUCAUUAUCGUACUCCUGCAGAAAGAAGUACCUCUCAGAACUUCUACCAGCCUUACAUUCACGGAUCAAAGAAGUUGAUUCUUAUAUCGAGGAACUCGGUGCACCAGAUCGAACUGAGGAACUUACAUUCAUGCGUGUUGUUCAACAGGAUUUCCUGCGUACAAUCCAUUUUGUCCAAAACUUACUCGACGAAUACAAGCAACAGAGGGUUCUCUUAAAUUUCCGCGAGCAAUCUACCACUACCCAGAAUCCUACGAUGCCAUCUUCAACCGUCAAAUCCGAAGCACUUGAUGCCCGCAGCUCAUUGUCAACAGGUCUCAAGCCCGGCGAGCCUCCCUUUUUGUUACCAAAUAUGGAAGUCCUCAAAUCUGAAACAAAUGCGGAGGAACCUGUCAAAAGAAGCAUUCUACGUCAACCUCGCGAGAGAUUUCCAGAGCGUGGCGUACCAGUUCACGAGGAAGGAGGCCAGGUCAAGGCCAUGAAGGAUGAUUUGGGUCAAAGCAGAGAUUGA